Molecule: messenger RNA, 1376 nt
Organism: Gloeophyllum trabeum ATCC 11539
Lineage: Eukaryota; Fungi; Basidiomycota; Agaricomycetes; Gloeophyllales; Gloeophyllaceae
Product: MAGE-domain-containing protein
Exons: 5
Coding region: 19-1224 (401 amino acids)
Biological process (GO): DNA repair
Cellular component (GO): nucleus
Source: RefSeq, a predicted model, not a curated record
CACCCAUCAUCAUCGAGCAUGGCACGCGCAGGUCCCUCCCGUUCGCAAAGAGCCUCGCAGCCCAGCCAGCCUCAGCGCCCCCGUAGGGGAAGAGACACUCCACGCGAUGAGGAAGACUCAGCCGCAAGUGCCGAGGAAGGAGACGAGAAUGGGAACGAGGAAAUGGAGAUAGACGAGGACCUCCACCGAGAUAAAGGGGAGAGCGAGAUAUACAGGAAAGCCAAUGACCUCGUGAGGUUGGCGCUUUUCACGGAACAUAGGAGGGUGCCGCUUAGGAGAGAGGAGAUCAGUAAGAAAGUCCUGGGAUCCAACACGCGUUCGUUUAACGUGGUGAUGGAACAGGCGCAGAAGAUCUUGAGAAAGACGUUCGGCAUGGAACUCGUAGAGCUUCGUUCCCGAGCGGGGCUGGAUCAGGAGGAGAACGCGGAGGCAGAUGGGGAAGAGCGCACGGGCUUGAAAAAGAAAGGCGCGUCCCUCUGGACUCCUUCUCCGACGGUAGUAUUGACAUCUUGCAUUACAGCUGCGGCUGCUGGAUCGAAGACCUAUAUCUUGCGCUCCGUACUCGACAGCAACCUGAUUGAGCUCGCCGCAAUUACGGAUGCUGCCAUUAUCGAGGAAGAGAUCGUGGACAUUCCCGAUAAUGACGAUGACGAGGAGACGUACCGGACAUAUGGGAGCAUUAUUUCCUGGAGCAGUGCUGACCAGCUGCAGGCCAUUGGCAUCCUCUACGUGGUCCUGGCCCUGAUCCUCGUGCACGGGAAAUCACUCAAUGAUAUGGCCCUCCGGGCCUACUUGAAGAAACUCCGCCUCCCUCCAAACGCACCCGUCAACUUCACCCCCACCUCCACACACAAGACUCUCCCGAUUGAUACCUAUCUCUCCCAGCUCGUCCGUCAGGGCUACCUCGACCGACAGCGCGUGGGCGAAAACGCGCAGAAGGGCGGCAAGCGCGGACGCGCGCCGGCGACACAAGCGGGCGAAGACAACGCCGCCAUCGAAUGGCGCUGGGGCACGCGUGCGCUGAGCGAGGUGGGCGAAGUAGGCAUCGCCCGGUUCGUGGCGGAGUUCAUGGUGGAAAGGCAGGUCGAAGAUGAGGAGGAGGAUGGGGAGGAGGACAAUGAACGGAGAGCGAGGAAGAGGGAGCAGGAAAAUAGGAAGAAGGUAGAGGCUAUGGUGAAGGGAAUAAAAAGGGCUGCUAAUGGGUCGCUGAGCGAUGUGAAGUAAUGGAGGAGGACUUUUGAGUGUGUAAUCCAGGCUCGAUCAUAGGCUUUUGUCUGCUUUCCUGAAAGCCAUUACGAUGCCUGCAAGUCUACAUCAUCUCCAAGCGUGCUGCCCACUACAGGAUGCUCGAUUCUGACCUGAAAUAUGGCUGCGAU